This is a messenger RNA of Haliotis rubra (blacklip abalone), 4183 nucleotides long. Its product is annotated as hemicentin-1-like. Gene Ontology annotation, cellular component: cell-cell junction. Gene Ontology annotation, molecular function: cell adhesion molecule binding. The coding region runs from base 50 to 1651 and encodes 533 amino acids. The record is from RefSeq and is a predicted model, not a curated record. The transcript is spliced from 11 exons. NCBI's taxonomy places the organism in Eukaryota, Metazoa, Mollusca, Gastropoda, Lepetellida, Haliotidae. Gene Ontology annotation, biological process: cell-cell adhesion.
CGAUAAGACACAGCGCCAUUCAAUGCCGGUGUUCUGAGCAGCCCCGAGCAUGUUUCAUGUUCUGCUGUUUGGAAUGAUCUGCGUGUCUCACUGUCUUUGUGGACGUAUAAAACUUGAACCACGCUAUGCAUACACUACACAGGGAAACAAGUUCAUCUUCAACUGCCAUGUACAGACGGGCGUCCACGGUUUGGUUAUCUUCAAGGGGGAGAAGUCUCAUGGUACUGUCUGCUCAGUGGGAAGUACAGAGAAACAGACCAUGAGUAGCACGGACUACGAGUGUUCCCAUGUAGACGAGAACACCUAUCUCCUGAUCAUCAGAAAUGUCUCUGCGACACAUUUCUCAUCAUGGACUUGUCAGUCUGGUGGACAGAAGAGUAACACCGUCACUUUGAACGUCACAUAUCCACCUACGGUUGCUAUAGCUAAUGUCGAUUCACGGCUGGCAUUUGUAUAUUUGCUUGGUGAGAACUACACAUCUUUGAACUGUUCAGUCACAGCAGCAAACCCAUUCCCGUUUAACUUUACCUGGUACCAUGGAGGGAAGGUUGUUGGCAGAGAUCAGAUCUACACUAUACCCACAGUGAAAAAGUCUAGUUCCGGGCUGUACAGAUGUGUCGCUGACAAUGGGAUAUUCUCACCUGGAGAGGACAGUGUUACAGUUGACGUGCACUUUCCGCCAUCUGUGAAACUAACACCAGUGCUGCCUUGCUCAGGAUAUACUGUCAUCUUUGGCAAGAGGAUUGUAUCUCUAAACUGUUCCGUGACAGCCGCAAACCCAUUCCCGUCUAACUUUACCUGGUACCAUGAAGGGAAGGUUGUUGGCAGAGAUCAGAUCUACACUUUACCCACAGUGUACAAGUCUAGUUCCGGGCUGUACAGAUGUGUAGCUGACAAUGGGAUAUUACCACCUGGAGAGGAUAGUGAUACAGUUGACGAGCACUAUCCACCAACCGUCCAAAUUGGCCACACCCAGAUAAUGGUCAACGAAUCAGAAGAUCUGACCAUCAACUGUACAGCAGAUGCACACCCGAAAGUGACGUCACUAGUGUGGUCAAAGGAAGGCGUAGGACCAAUAAUCUCUGAAAAUGGGACUCUUCAUCUGAAAGACAUACGGAAAGGAGACAACGGGGUAUAUGUCUGCACCGCCACCAAUUUUGUCACAACCUGUAGUGGAACACGACAGAGUAAACAAUCGUCCAGAACUGUCACAGUACAUGUAUUAUCCACGAUCCCUCUUUACCUGGUCGCCACGGCAGGAGCAGCAGCUGGACUUGUAGUCGUAGUCGUUGGUGUCCUCGGACUAUUGUAUGCAAGGAGACGACAUCAUAGAGUGAAAGAUGCUGCAGCAACAGCUGUUCAAGACGAUGACGACAACGCCCUGAAUGACCAACUUUACACAGAACCAGGUCAGGACUACCUAGACCCAAUCGCCCAGUCAACACCUGAAGAUAAGUAUACCACUCUGACGGAUCGACCUGGUAGAGAUCUGUUCUACACAGAAUUGUCCCCUUUACAAGAACCCCCAUCUGGCUCCAAGGCGCCUUCUGAUGCCCUGCCAGCUAUCGGUGACUGCUUCCCGAGCGUUGUAGACAAUGGUAGUCAUUAUGAGACCAUGUUACCGCCUAUAGUUGGAGCGACUGCAGUGUGAGAGAGUAAUCAUGAUAAGAGGCGGGGAUACAUGGACUAAAGAGAGUGAGGGAUGACAGGUGGUUGGGAUGCGUGACAAUAGGAAGGAAGGGACGACCAAAGCAUUGGAUUCAUAACCGGACCGAGGGAAUCAUGACAAUAAGGUAUUGCUGAGGGGGAGGGGUUGGGGACGCAAUUCAGCCUUCUUCUUCUCCCUUCUUCACGUCACAAGUUGUUGCCUCUAACCACUGCACUUGUCCACUUGAUGCACUGGGAUAGGUAUGAGGUCACUCAACGUUAAUUAUGAUUGUUUGUGCUAUUAAAAGUGGAUUGUACAAAUGAGUGACAUUCUUGAUGACAGUUACCUGAUGUCGAACUUCAGAGAGUCUGUUGUUACUUGUGCAGCACAGCUUCCGUGAAUAUUUCAUCGUAUGACCUUUGUUCACAUAUGGGGGCGGUGGGGUAGCCUAGUGGUUAAAGCGUUGACUCGUCACGAGACCCGGGGUUCGAUUCCCCACAUGGGCACAAUGUGUGAAGCCCAUUUCUGGUGUCCCCCGCCGUGAUAUUGCUGGAAUAUUGCUAAAAGCGGCGUAAAACUAAACUCAUUGGGUCAGUCAGUUGUUCACAUAUGAACGAUGACGCCUUUGUUAUCAUAUUAUCUUCACUACAUAUGUUUUCAUGUUAUCAGCACUAUGCAUGUUAUUAUGUAUUCAGCACUAUAUAUGUUAUCAUAUUAUCAGCACUAUCGUUGUUAUCACAUUAUCAGUACUACUUUGCUUUUCUUAUAUCAUUAACACUGCCUUUGUUAUCUAUCAUCAGUGAAGUCUUUCGUCGUACUAUUAGCACAGUAUAUGUUAUCACAUUAUUAGUACUACCUUUGUUAUCAUAUUAUCGACACUGCCCAUGUUAUCAUAUAACCAGCCACGCCUUUGUUUUCAUGUAAUGAGUGCGCCCUUUGUUAUGAUUUCAUCAGCACAGUAUAAUGUUAUCACAUUAUCAGAACUACCUUUAUUAUCAUAUUAUCAGCACUACGUUUGUUCUCAUAUAAUCAGUGAAGUCUUUCGUAUCAUAUUAUCAAUACAGUAUACGCUAUCACAUCAUCAGCAUUACCCUAUCAGAGAGGCCUUGGUUAUAUAAUCAUAACGGUAUUAUGUUAUGUUAACAACAUUUUGUUUCUCAGGAUACUAUCAGAGAAGCCUUGGUUAUAUAAUCAUAGUGGUAUUAUGUUAUGUUAACAACAUUGAGUUUCUUAGGAUGCUAUCAGGGAGGCCUUGGUUAUAUAAUCAUAACGGUAUAAUUAUGUUAACAGCAUUGAAUUUAUUAGGAUACUAUCUGAGAAGCCUUGGUUGUAUAAUCAUAACGGUAUAUGAUGUGUUAACAGCAUUGAGUUUCUCAGGAUACUAUCAGAGAAGCCGUGGUUAUAUAAUCAUGAUGAUAUAUGUUACGUAACAGCAUAUAGUUUCUUAGGAUACUAUCUGAAAAGCCUUGGUGAUAUAAUUAUAACGGUAUAUGUUAUAACAAUAUCAGCACUACCUUUGCAUCAUCUUUUCAUUACGGCUCAUGAUACCAUGAUAUUAUCACGAUAUAUAUUAUCCAAUAUUUAACUCGACAAACUUGUAUCUUGCUCAUGUAUCAGGCUAAACUAUGAUAAACAUUGAAACACUAAAUUAUUUCUACUUAGUAAAGCCAGUUCCAUUGUUAUGUAGGAAGUGACUAUAAUCUAAAUAAUGUUAAUAAAAAUAUAUGCAAAAUUAAAUAAUGUUAUGUGGUAAGUUUAUAACACUGUACAUGCGGAUGUCCAGUGGGGCAGUAGUGUGCUGUGUCCCGGAAGGUACUACAGGAUACGACAACGAUAUGGGUUUUUGCACUAUAUUAUGAGCGGGGCAGUAGUGUGCUGUGUUCCGGAAGGUACUACAGGAUACGACAAAGAUAUGGGUUUUCCCACUAUAUUAUGAGCGGGGCAGUAGUGUGCUGUGUUCUGGAAGGUACUACAGGGUAAGACAACGAUAUGGGUUUUUCCACUAUAUUAUGAGCGGGGCAGUAGUGUGCUGUGUUCCGGAAGGUACUACAGGGCACGACAACGAUAUGAGUUUUUCCACUAUAUUAUGAACGGGGCAGUAGUGUGCUGCGUUUACAAAGAUCUGGAAGGUACUACAGGGUAAGACAACGAUAUGGGUUUUCCAACUAUAUUAUGAGCGGGACAGUAGUGUGCUGUGUUCUGGAAGGUACUACAGGGUACGGCAACGAUAUGGGUUUUUGCACUAUAUUAUGAGCGGGGCAGUAGUGUGCUGUGUUCUGGAAGGUACUACAGGGCACGACAACGAUAUGGAAUUUUCCACUAUAUUAUGAACGGGGCAGUAGUGUGCUGUGUUCUGGAAGGUACUACAGGGUAAGACAACGAUAUGGGUUUUGACACUAUAUUAUGAGCGGGGCAGUAGUGUGCUGUGUUCUGGAAGGUACUACAGGGUAAGACAACGAUAUGGGUUUUCCAACUAUAUUAUGAGCGGGGCAGUAGUGUGCUGUGUUCUGGAAGGUACUACAGGGUAAGACAACG